Messenger RNA from Diabrotica virgifera virgifera (western corn rootworm), 558 nucleotides. RefSeq lists its product as uncharacterized. Gene Ontology annotation, molecular function: odorant binding. The record is from RefSeq and is a predicted model, not a curated record. NCBI's taxonomy places the organism in Eukaryota, Metazoa, Arthropoda, Insecta, Coleoptera, Chrysomelidae. The coding region runs from base 96 to 518 and encodes 140 amino acids. The transcript is spliced from 2 exons.
UAUAAAAUCAACGCCCUACUUCUAGCUUUUAUUUCAAUAUUUUGAUAUUUUUAUAUCCAACACAAUUUAUCGAUGAAAGUCUGUUAUUUUUCGUCAUGAAUCUAGAGCUUCUGUUCACUGUAUUAAGCCUAUUUGGUGUACUAUCUCUCAAUCCUAUUGAAGAACUCAUCGACCCAAGUAAACAAAGAGAAAAAUUUAGUCAGGAGUGCAAAAUGGAACUGGGCCUCAAAAAAGUAAAUUUUCCAACGACUGAUGUAACCGAUGGUAAAAUAGCAGAUUACUACUUUUGUUAUUCAAAGAAGAUCGGACUAUUAACUGAUGAAAACAGAUUCGAUAAAGACAUACUGAAUGGGUUGAGUGAUCCGUUCAAUCGGGAUUUAUUACCUAAAGAUAUCGGUGACCGAUGUAGUACCCAUAAAAAAGUCACUAAAAAGGAAAUUCUACGGCUACUUACUUGCAUAAAAGACGCAUACUUGGAGUUUAGUAAAUAUGUGUUAAGAAAAUUUAUUUUAAUUUAAAAACUGUUUUUUUAAUAAUAGUUGUUUUAUUACAUAAUAA